Messenger RNA from Cercospora beticola, 993 nucleotides. RefSeq lists its product as uncharacterized. Lineage: Eukaryota; Fungi; Ascomycota; Dothideomycetes; Mycosphaerellales; Mycosphaerellaceae. The record is from RefSeq and is a predicted model, not a curated record.
AUGUUCCUGAACGCCAUCCCACAGCUGCAAGUCCACAUCAUGGUGCGGAAAGAGCAGCUCACCGAGUACAACUAUGAGAACCACCCGCCCACGGCGAACCACGCCACCAAGUACAUCGAAGCGGAAGAAGGACGCAACUUCGCCAUGAGCGUGAGAACGGACCCGCAAAUGGCAAGAGUGCAACAGGACUGUGUCGCGGCACACAUCUUUUUCGACGGCAAGCACGUGGGAGGCUCUAUUCUCGAGACCGGCCGCAGGCAAGCCUCUCAGUGGUUCAUGCGGGAUUGUUACGAGCGGAACACCGCCUCGGGCUCCACAUCCGAGAAAUACUGCUUCGCAAGCCUUCAGACGAACGACAAUCCCGUUGGCACGGCCAAGCUGGCUGAUUACAAGGAUCUCGGCGAGGUUGAAGUGCGUUGCUACUGGGCUCGGAAGACCGCCGGCACACACACGAAUGACAGCCAAUCCACUGCUUCCCAAGACGUCUCAGCAAGCAUUCCCGAGAAGUGCUUGAAGGGCCGAGCAAUCUCUAGCCGGGCAAGCCUGGGCGCUGUGGAGCAGCGCGCGCACAAAGUGAACUACGCCAAUCUCAAGUAUCCGUACGGCAUAACGCCAUUUGCAAAAUUCACCUUCAAAUGCCGAUCACGUCGUGACCUCCAGAUCGAAGAUAUCAUCCCACGAACCCCGUCGCCUGCCCCACUCGAGCAGCGUGACCCCAACACCUUGACACUUGAAGAGUCGAGGGAGCUAUUACGGCGGCUACUACAGCGCAAAGAACAACGCGAACAAAAGCAGCAGAUCGAGAUCAAGAAAGAAGGUCAGAAGAUCAAGAAAGAGGGGCAGAAGAAGCGUGAGCGCUCUGAGACAGUCGAGGCCGAAGUCGAUGACGAAGACGAAGGGGGAAUUGUUGUUACUGGAGAAGGCCCUGCCCGCAAGCGUGGGCGUCAAUCCACGGACUCUGGCGUCGAGAUUGUCGACCUGACCGCGGACUAG